AUGCGAUCGCCGGCGCCAGUUGCCUCGACCCACAGUUACACAACAUCACAAACAAUAACAGACAGAGGAAAGGACGUUCCUGACCUACAAGCUAAGGAGAUCAAUAUGUUAGUUAACAAGGCUGUUCAAUUCGCCGUGCUAGCAGCAGCGGUGCUGUUGGAAAGCACGACUGACGCAGCCACAUCUGCCGCCGUAAAAAUCUGCGGUCGUCAACUCAGUGAAUUUAUGAGCAAAGUCUGCCACGCUUACAACAGUCCUUCCUGGGAUGUACCUACAGUUGUUGAACAGCCUGGUGGAGUAGCACGGAGAAGAAGACAAGUAGGCAUAGCUGAUGAGUGCUGUAUCGUUGGAUGUACUUUAAACCAGCUCAACGAAUACUGCUCUAUUAGUGCCUUUUCACAAUCACCACUAGAAGAUAUGGAAGCUCACAUAAUUGCAGACCGGUCAGCAGAGCAAGGAGCGUCGGAGUCGAAAGACGCAGGUCCAGCAGAGGCAGUGGCACUACCUGCGGGCCUCGUAAAAAAUGCAGUGCAUCGCGCUGCGCCCGUAGUGGGCACCAUAUCACCACUCAUCACAUGGGGGCGGACUCUCAACACUGACCCCUCCGCCAGUCGCAACAACUACGCAUACGUCGUCUACACGUAA
Molecule: messenger RNA, 645 nt
Organism: Arctia plantaginis
Lineage: Eukaryota; Metazoa; Arthropoda; Insecta; Lepidoptera; Erebidae
Source: the annotation of a GenBank genome assembly